Messenger RNA from Lactuca virosa, 306 nucleotides. The record is from the annotation of a GenBank genome assembly. Lineage: Eukaryota; Viridiplantae; Streptophyta; Magnoliopsida; Asterales; Asteraceae.
AUGGAUAAUCUUGGAGCUCUGAUGGAAUGCUACAUGUUGUGGAAGAUGAUUGUUGCAUCCGGAGGAAGAAAACCCGUAGGAGUUGGGGCGUCGUCGGAAGAAGAGCUUGAAGACACCGUACAACUGUUGGCAUCUAAAAGACGCAGAGUGUACCAACCAACGGUGUUGAUAAAACAGACCUUCGCAUCUCCAUCGUCACCUCUCUCCCUUGACCCUUCUUCUCCAGCGUCCGAUCUUCUUCAUCCACGCUUCUCGCGCCCAAAUUUCCUCCAAAACUUUACGAAAUUUUCUCUCUCCAACUGGUAG